AUGGUCUCGAACCAUCAUGGCGAGGGAACGCCCAACAUUACGAAUGGCUUCGACCGCACUUUUGGCCCGCAGUAUUAUUUCUUCAACGGUGGGAAAGGCUCGGCCUCGAUUGAGGAGCUGCGAUCGGAAGCCAGCGCCCUGGCAGACCCAGAUUGGAAUGUCGAAUUCUACGACUCGAUCGCCAAACAUGUCAUCGGAUACGUGCCCUCCAGCCACCGUGGCAGUAUCCAAGGUCGGGUGAAGCUACCUCGUGGGGCCAAGCGACCGAUCGCUAUCCUCACCGUCACCGGGCAAUACUUCCAGGACAACUCCGUGGAUGCAUCCUCGCACCAAUACUGGGCGGAGAUUGACCAGAACGGGCGAUUCAAGAUCGAUCACGUCGCCGAAGGCAAGUACCGACUCACUGUCUACGCCGACAGCAUCUUCGGCGACUUCGUGAAGGACGGCUUGAAUGUACGCGCUGGAAAAGCGCUGAAGAUCGACGAAACGUGGAAGGAGGAAUCGGCGGGUGUGGAGGUCUGGCGUCUCGGAACGCCGGACAAGUCGUCGGGAGAAUUCCUACACGGCGUCGCGCGCGAUGAGACCUACCCACUCCAGCCCCCAGAGUAUCUGAUCUACUGGGGCGCAUACGACUGGCAAGAGGACUUCCCGAGCGGUGUCAACUACACGAUCGGCAGCAGCGACCCGGCCACGGAUUUCAACACGGUGCAUUGGUCGGUGUUCGGACCUACGCCGGACAACUCCGACGUGGAAUACAACACGACGCAUGACUGGAGAAUCAACUUCGCCUUGACCAAGCAGCAGCUUCGGCGCCGGAAGACCGCCACGCUGACCAUCCAGCUUGCAGGGGCCAAGACGGCAUCCGGCAACACCGACGAGUACAAGCCGGAUGAGCCGUACAGUAAUCUGGCGCUGGAGAGUUACAUCAACGAGCAGGAGGAACCGCUCACGUUGCUGGUGGGCUUCAACCAGUCCAGCAGCUGCAUCGUGCGAUCGGCCAUCAGUUGCUACCAGGUGGCGUCCCGCAUGGAAUUUCCCACGGACUGGCUGCAGGUGGGAGACAACUCGUUGAGACUGCAUCUGCCCUAUAACGCCACGGACGUGGAAACGGCGGUCCUGCCUGGCACGGUGUACGUGCAGUAUGAUGCGUUGAGAUUGGAGCUGUCGUAG
Messenger RNA from Aspergillus melleus, 1170 nucleotides. RefSeq lists its product as uncharacterized. The record is from RefSeq and is a predicted model, not a curated record. Gene Ontology annotation, biological process: carbohydrate metabolic process. Bases 1 to 1170 code for a protein of 389 amino acids. Lineage: Eukaryota; Fungi; Ascomycota; Eurotiomycetes; Eurotiales; Aspergillaceae. Gene Ontology annotation, molecular function: carbohydrate binding; catalytic activity. The transcript has a single exon.